Molecule: messenger RNA, 845 nt
Organism: Chironomus riparius
Lineage: Eukaryota; Metazoa; Arthropoda; Insecta; Diptera; Chironomidae
Source: the annotation of a GenBank genome assembly
UUUGAAAUUUGAAAUACAAAAACUUUUUGAAGCCCUGAUCCCUUUGUUUAUAUUCGCCAAAUUGCUUCAGAAAAAAAUAAUAGUCCUUAAAUAGGAUGGAUCUAGUUCGAACUGUAGUCGAUGCAGUAAUAGCAUGUUUUAAUUGUCGUGAAAAUGACUCGAGAUCAGGCGAACCAACAGAAAGAAGUGCACUUUUACAGCAUAAUGCAGAUCAAAGAAUAUUGCAGGUACGAAGGAUAAGUGAGAAUCAACGGGUUGAGGUCGAAUAUGCCAAUUCCUUUCCAACGAGAGAGAAAGAUGAGCAGUCAGAGCUUGUAAAGAUAGUGCAGGAAACAAACUCAAACAUAAUCGACGUAGCAGCAUUAGACACACAUCAUAUGCUAGAACAAAGUGAAUAUAAUUGUCGUGUUAAGACUUAUACUCAACGUUUAGCACAACAAUGGAAUACCAUUCCAACAACAGAGACUAAUUAUAAUGGCUUAUUAAAGGAUGUAGCUAAUCCAGAACAGUUAUUGACUACUAAUCCUCCUACAUCAGAUGAUGUUAUUUCGGCUAGGGAAUUUAUCAAGGAUAUAGCACAAGCUAUAAAUGAUAUUAAGAUAGAUAAUCAUGAGGAUCUUGUGGUGCCAUUUCAAGUGACAUGAAAUCUGCAAAAGAUUUAAAACAAAUUUUUUCGGUUUUUCUUUUCUUUUUUCUUUCGUGCUGUUUACUCAAAAAUUCUAUUCUAUUCAAGCUAUAGACAACUCCAUCAUAACUUCUAAACUCUUUUUUUGUUUCGUUAAAGUUAGUGUAGUUAAUUAUUUACCAAUCAAAUUCUGUGCAUAUGUUAACAAUGCAGAUUAUAA